GAGGUGCUAGGCGAGGACAAGCUCAUGGCCAUCCUGAAGGAGCGAGAGUUGAAGAUCUACUGGGGGACGGCCACCACGGGCAAGCCCCACGUGGCCUAUUUUGUGCCCAUGUCCAAGAUUGCAGACUUCCUGAAGGCAGGGUGUGAGGUGACCAUACUCUUUGCUGACCUCCACGCUUACCUGGACAACAUGAAGGCUCCCUGGGAGCUGCUGGAGAUGCGCACCCGCUAUUACGAGAGCGUGAUCAAAGCCAUGCUGGAGAGCAUUGGGGUGCCCCUGGAGAAGCUGAAGUUUGUCCGAGGCACUGACUACCAGCUCAGCAAGGAGUACACCCUGGACGUGUACCGCCUCUCCUCCCUGGUGACCCAGCACGAUGCCAAGAAGGCAGGAGCAGAGGUGGUGAAGCAGGUGGAGCACCCUUUGCUCAGCGGCCUGCUCUACCCAGGCCUGCAGGCUCUGGAUGAGGAGUACCUCAAGGUCGAUGCACAGUUUGGAGGAGUCGAUCAGAGGAAGAUAUUCACCUUUGCAGAGAAGUACCUGCCCUCCCUGGGCUAUGCCAAGCGCAUCCAUCUGAUGAACCCCAUGGUUCCUGGUCUGACUGGCAGCAAAAUGAGCUCCUCAGAAGAGGACUCAAAGAUUGACCUUCUGGACCGCAAGGAGGAUGUGAAGAAGAAGCUGAGGAAGGCUUUCUGUGAGCCAGGGAACGUGGAGAACAAUGGUGUCCUCUCCUUCAUCAAGCACGUCCUCUUUCCCCUCAAGUCAGAGUUCGUGGUUCUGCGAGAAGAAAAAUGGGGAGGAAACAAAACCUACACAGCCUAUGAGGCCCUGGAGAAGGACUUUGCUGAGCAGGUCGUGCAUCCUGGGGACCUGAAGAACUCGGUGGAGGUGGCCCUGAACAAGCUGCUUGACCCCAUCAGAGAGAAGUUCAACAGCCCAGAGCUGAAGAAGCUGACCCUCGCAGCGUACCCCAAAGCCAAGCCCGCAGAGAAGCACCCCAAGAACUCCGAGCCGGAGAACGCGGUGAUCCCAUCCCAGCUGGACAUCCGGGUGGGCAAAGUGAUCAGUGUGGAGAAGCACCCGGACGCUGACAACCUGUACGUGGAGAAGAUCGACGUGGGCGAGCCCGAGCCCCGCACGGUGGUCAGUGGCCUGGUGCAGUUCGUGCCCAGGGAGCAGCUGCAGGACAGGCUGGUGGUGCUGCUCUGCAACAUGAAGCCCAAGGCGAUGAGGGGGGUGGAGUCGCAGGGCAUGGUGCUGUGUGCCUCCAGUGUGGGUGAGCCAAAGCCACCAGCCGGCUGCAGCGCUGGUGAGCGCAUCUACGUGGAGGGCUACGAGGAUGGGGACCCCGAGGACGAGCUCAAGCCAAAGAAGAAGGUCUUUGAGAAGCUGCAGGCCGACUUCCGCAUCUCUGAGGACUGUGUCGCCCAGUGGAAGGAGAGAAACUUCCUGACCAAGCUGGGGACAGUCUCCUGUAAAAGCCUGAAGGGUGGGAGCAUCGGCUAA
Merops nubicus (carmine bee-eater) is the source of this 1503-nucleotide messenger RNA. RefSeq names its product tyrosyl-tRNA synthetase (gene YARS1). Lineage: Eukaryota; Metazoa; Chordata; Aves; Coraciiformes; Meropidae. The annotation marks the transcript as partial. Gene Ontology annotation, molecular function: tRNA binding; ATP binding; tyrosine-tRNA ligase activity. Gene Ontology annotation, biological process: tyrosyl-tRNA aminoacylation. The transcript has 12 exons. The record is from RefSeq and is a predicted model, not a curated record.